This is a messenger RNA of Penicillium cataractarum, 1638 nucleotides long. Its product is annotated as sugar porter family MFS transporter. The record is from RefSeq and is a predicted model, not a curated record. Lineage: Eukaryota; Fungi; Ascomycota; Eurotiomycetes; Eurotiales; Aspergillaceae. Gene Ontology annotation, cellular component: membrane. The transcript is spliced from 2 exons. Gene Ontology annotation, molecular function: carbohydrate:proton symporter activity. Gene Ontology annotation, biological process: carbohydrate transport; transmembrane transport. The coding region runs from base 1 to 1638 and encodes 545 amino acids.
AUGACUACUGAGUCCACCAAGGCUACCCUCGAGCAGCUCGAGGUGAGCAAGGAUGGGAUGGAACGGGGCGAGAAGGACCUCCAGGAAACGAGCGAUGCCAUUCAGCUCGCCGAGGCGGUUCAAUCGAUGAAAUGCAGUCCAUGGACCGCCAGCAUGUUUCGCCUGUACGGCUGUCUGGUAAUUGCAUAUCUGUGUGGAUGCUUGAACGGUUACGACGGCUCCUUGAUGGGAGGACUGAAUGACAUGACAACUUACCAGCAAUAUUUCCAUAUGAAAACCGCCUCUUCGUCGACUGGCCUGGUAUUUGCCAUCUAUAACCUUGGCUCUAUUCCAGCGGUUAUUCUCUCCGGCCCCGUCAAUGAUAUUUUCGGGCGCCGCAGGGGCAUGUUCACCGGAGCCGCCAUUAUCAUCAUCGGAACUUGCAUUCAAGCACCCGCCACUUCCCAUGGAAUGUUCCUCGCUGGUCGAUUCAUCCUUGGUUUCGGGGUCAGCUUUUGCUGUGUCAGUGCGCCAUGCUACGUCUCAGAGAUGGCACAUCCCGUGUGGCGUGGAACCUUGACUGGGUUGUACAACUGCACCUGGUAUAUUGGCUCCAUCGUCGCCGGUUGGAUCGUCUAUGGCUGCGAAGACAUCCCUCACGCGUACGGUUUCCGGAUCCCUAUCUGGUGCCAGCUUAUCUCGUCCGUGUUUGUCGCAAUUGGCACUUGGUUCAUGCCUGAAUCGCCUCGGUGGCUCAUGGCGCAGGACCGCACGGAGGAGGCCAUUCAAAUUCUCGCGCGCUAUCACGGAGAAGGGGAUGCCUCGCACCCAAUGGUCACCCUCCAGGUCAAGGAGAUGCAGCACCAGAUUACCGUCGACGUUGCGGACUUCAGCAAGAAAUGGUGGGAUUACCGCGAGUUGUUCAACUCCCACUCUGCUCGUCGCCGUUUUAUUUGUGUGGCUGGCAUGGCUUGCUUUGGUCAACUCUCUGGUAAUAGCCUUACCAGCUACUAUCUCCCGGUGAUGGUCCAGAAUGCUGGCAUUGGAUCGGUCAAGACCCAACUCAUGCUCAAUGCCAUCUACAACGUUCUCUGCCUUAUCACAGCCGUCUCCGGUGCUGGUCUCACAGACCGUAUCGGUCGUCGACCUCUUAUGAUCUACUCGCUUCUCUUCUGCUCCGUUGCCUUUGCCGUCAUCCUGGGAACAUCCAAGCUCUCCGUUGAUGAUCCUACCAACUCCAACUCUGCCAAUACUGCCGUUGCGUUCAUUUACCUCUUCGGCAUUGUCUUUUCAUUUGGCUGGACGCCCCUGCAAAGCAUGUAUAUUGCCGAGACACUGACGACCAACACACGCGCCAAGGGCACUGCACUCGGCAACUUGCUAUCCAACAUCAGCAGUGCGAUUAUCCAGUACAGCUCUGGGCCCGCUUUUGAGAAGCUGGGCUAUUACUUUUAUGCCGUGUUCGUUGGGUGGGACCUGAUCGAGAUGGUUGUGAUCUACUUCUGGUUCCCGGAGACUAAAGAACGGACCCUCGAGGAGCUGGAAGAGGUCUUUGCCGCUCCAAAUCCGGUGAAGAAGAGUCUGGAACCCCGUGAUAUUUCCACCGUGCUGAGGACAUUGGAGGUGACGGAAGUCGAAACUAGUCGUGCGGAUGUUUAA